Cucumis sativus (cucumber) is the source of this 1458-nucleotide messenger RNA. Its product is annotated as truncated transcription factor CAULIFLOWER A. The record is from RefSeq and is a predicted model, not a curated record. NCBI's taxonomy places the organism in Eukaryota, Viridiplantae, Streptophyta, Magnoliopsida, Cucurbitales, Cucurbitaceae. Gene Ontology annotation, cellular component: nucleus. Bases 278 to 1033 code for a protein of 251 amino acids. The transcript has 8 exons. Gene Ontology annotation, biological process: positive regulation of transcription by RNA polymerase II. Gene Ontology annotation, molecular function: DNA-binding transcription factor activity, RNA polymerase II-specific; RNA polymerase II cis-regulatory region sequence-specific DNA binding; protein dimerization activity.
UUUACUUUUAUUUAUUUAUUAUAUUUUAUUUCCCUCAUUAGCAACAAUCUCUCCUCCCAAACUCCAACAGAAUCACUUCCUUCAUCAGCAAUUGUAGAAACAACAAUAAUAACAAUUCUCUCUCAACAACACCCUCUUCUUCUUCUUCCUUUUCUUCUUUUCCCACUAUUCCAUUAUUCUUUCCAUAGAUGCUCCUCUUCUUAAGAGAGAAAAAAAAGGUAGAGGUCUCCAUUUUUGUUUAGGGUUUCGUUAGUUUUGUUUGAUAAAUCCCAAAAGGAUGGGAAGAGGGAGAGUUCAGCUGAAGAGAAUAGAGAACAAAAUCAGCCGCCAAGUCACUUUCUCAAAGCGUAGAGCUGGUUUACUCAAAAAGGCUCAUGAGAUCUCUGUUCUUUGUGAAGCUGAUGUUGCUUUGAUUGUUUUCUCCACCAAAGGAAAACUCUUUGAGUACUCUUCUGAUUCCAGCAUGGAGAAGAUCUUAGAGAAAUAUGAGAGAUAUUCUUAUGCAGAGAGACCGUUGGCCCCAAAUGGAGAUUCUGAAUUACAGACAAGUUGGUGUCAGGAGUAUCCAAAACUUACAGCCAGAUUGGAAAUUGUACAGAAAAACUUAAGGCAUUAUUUGGGAGAAGAUCUUGACCCUUUGAAUUUGAGAGAACUUCAAAGCUUAGAGCAACAACUUGACACAUCACUCAAGCGCAUAAGAUCUAGAAAGAACCAACUAAUGCAAGAAUCUAUUUCAAUAUUGCACAAAAAGGAAAAGGACUUGCAAGAGGAGAAUAGGCAGCUAGCGAAUAAGGUAAAGGAAAAUGAGAAGGCUUUGGUUGAACGUGGACAGUGCGAUGUUCCAAACUUGGUUCAUAAUAAUCAGCCAAUUUUUGGAAUGACACCACCAAUCCCUUCUUUAUCAUUUGGAGCGAACUUGAAUGGGAGAGGAUCAAGAGGAUCAGAUGAAGAUGAAACAAGGCCAACCAGCAUCAACAACAUCCAAAUACCAGCGUGGAUGCUUCGCCAUGUGACUGAAAAUUCUAAUAACUAAAAAGCAACCGCAUCGUGUCGUCUUCGCUGUUGCAGGGAGGCAGGCGCAAGUGGUUGCCACUGCCCAGCUCACUGGCACCAUAAUUGUCACAAAUAAAAAGGCCAUGGGGAUGGGGGCAGAAAAAAGAGAAGACAACUACAAACGUUUGGUUUUUGACGAUCAUGUGGGAAUAAUGCAAACACCCCAAACAUGCAUUCUAUAUGACAUCUCUUCUUUCACACCCAAAUUGGGUCACCCCAAUCCCAAAGCCUUUAUUGUAUUAUGUAGAUGAUAAUUUCUCAGAACUCCGAACCAACUAAUUUAAACUUUUGGAAGAAAAUUGAAAUGUGGAUACUUCCAUUUCUCUGUUUUUACUGUUUGAACUAGUGGCGGUGUAAGUUAAAUGUGUUUAAUUUAUUGCAUGCAUGCUUGUUUGUGUUGACUAA